UUAAUUCAAAUCUAUUUAAUAAACAUGAAAUUGGUAUUCGUUUUGGCCGGUUUGAUCGCCGUAUCGUUGGGAGCGCCACAAGGUUCAGACAAGGAUGCUGUGGUGGUCAAAAACGACCUGGACAACAUCGGAGUCGACGGUUACAAUUGGGCUUAUGAAACAAGCAAUGGCAUUUCCGCCAACGAGCAGGGCCAGCUGAACAAUGCUGGAACGGACAAUGAGGUUAUCGCCGUCAGGGGACAAUUCAGUUACAUUGGAAAGGAUGGAGUCAGCUAUACUGUUACUUACAUCGCCGACGAAAACGGAUUCCAACCGCAGGGAGCUCACCUUCCCAAAGUCUGAUGAAUCACCUUGCCCCCUGAACCUCAAUCCUCAUGCGAAGCACACCUUUAUCGAUUUGUGAUUGACCUACCCCUUGCUCUUUGAUAAUUUUCAUAAAAUUAUCAAGCAGCAACGGAUUCAAAAAUCUAAUACUAUAUUUAUGUAUAUAAAGUGUAUAAAACAUGCAGCGACAACAACAACAA
This is a messenger RNA of Nicrophorus vespilloides, 524 nucleotides long. RefSeq names its product flexible cuticle protein 12-like. Bases 25 to 342 code for a protein of 105 amino acids. The record is from RefSeq and is a predicted model, not a curated record. The transcript has 3 exons. Gene Ontology annotation, cellular component: chitin-based extracellular matrix. Lineage: Eukaryota; Metazoa; Arthropoda; Insecta; Coleoptera; Silphidae. Gene Ontology annotation, molecular function: structural constituent of chitin-based larval cuticle.